UCUCAUGUUUAUUGCCUCUCGUUAGAAUUGUGUCUGAUCACGCUGGUGUAAGCACAAGUCGCCUAUCGCGCAUGUCGUGACGACAUUGUCGCCUGCGUGGCAUUUCCAUUGUCAUAUCGCGAUGUCUGGGUGAUCGGGGUGUCUCGUCUGUGUGUGCAGCGAGUUUCAGGAGCAGCAGAUCCACAUUAAUGAAAGGAGGCAUAACUGAAGAGGAGGAACACUAGGGAGACUAUGGAAGCUAAAAGCAAUGACGUCUUACAGCCAGAUCUAAAGCUGGUUGCCCACCCUAGGGCAAAGAGUAAAGUAUGGAAGUACUUUGGAUUUGAUACUAAUGCUGAAGGUUGCAUCAUGCAGUGGAAGAAAAUUUACUGCCGCAUUUGUAUGGCUCAGAUUGCUUAUUCUGGAAAUACGUCCAACCUUUCUUACCAUCUUGAGAAGAAUCAUCCAGAUGAGUUCUGUGAGUUUGUGAAAAGCAACACUGAGCAAAUGCGGGAAGCAUUUGCUACUGCUUUCUCUAAGUUAAAACCUGAAUCAUCCCAACAAGUUGUUCAGGAGUCAUUAAUAAUAAAAAAUCCUCAUAAUUUUGAUGGAAAGAAGCAAAUUGAAGUGUCAUCUGCAGUAGUAAACCUGAUUUGUGAAGGCAUGUUUCCAGCUUCCAUUUUGGACGAGCCUACUUUUAAAUCCCUACUAAAAACUCUGGAUCCAAGGUUUGAGAUACCUAGCAGAAAAUAUAUCUGCAGCAGGGUAUUGCCUGAAAAAUAUCACACAGUUAAAGAUGUUAUAUUGAAAGAAAUGGUUGACAUUUUGUGGUGCGGUAUAUCUACUGAUAUGUGGAGAAAUGAAUACCAGGAUAGGUUAUAUGUGACCCUUUUCAUUCACUUCCUGACUCCUGAUCCUUCUAGUUGUUUGUCCCUGAGCUCCCGUUGCUUGAAGACAUUUGAGGUACCUGAGGAAAACAAAGCAGAAGCAAUCACACGAGUUUUGUAUGAAACCUUUAUUGAAUGGGGAAUAAGUAAUAAAGUUUUUGGUGCUACCACAGACUAUAGAAAAGACAUAAUUAAAGCAUGCUCUCUCCUAGAUAUACCUAUAGAAAUGCCUUGCUUAGGCCAAACAUUUAACAUAGGAAUACAGCAAGCUUUCCAACUCCCAAAACUAGCAGGACUUCUUUCAAGGUGUAGGAAGCUGGUGGAAUAUUUUCAGCAGUCUUCUGUUGCACGUUACAUGCUUUGUGAGAAACAAAAACAGCAAAACAUGCUUACCUGCAUGCUUAUAAGUGAUAAAGUUUCAUGGUGUGGUAGCACACUUGCAAUGCUGCAGUGCCUUAAGGAACAGCAGUUCAUGAUAGCUGGAGUUUUAGUGGAGGACAGUAAUAAUCAUCACCUCAUGCUUGAAGCAAGUGAUUGGAAUAGCAUUGAAAGUCUGGUGGAUUUGCUGCAGCCAUUUAAACAAGUUACGGAAAUGCUUUCUAUGUCAAAAUAUCCCACUAUAAGUAUGGUUAAGCCUCUUUUACAUAUGCUCCUUAACACAUCAUUAAACAUCAAAGAGACUGACCUAAAAGAAAUAAGCAUGGCCAAGGAAGUCAUUGCUAAAGCGUUAUCAGCUACUUACCAACAGACACCUGAAAUAGAUAUGUUUUUAAAUGUUGCAACUUUUCUGGAUCCCAGGUACAAAAGGCUUCCGUUCCUCUCUGCAUUCGAACGUUCCCAAGUUGAAAAUCGUGUUAUCGAAGAAGCAAAAAGUUUGCUGGAUAGAAAUAAAGAACACUUAAGAACUGAGGAAAAGGUGUAUACCAUUCCAGAAGAACCACCAGCAAAAAAAAAGUUGAUGUCCCCUACCACUCUUCCAGCCAGUAAUAUCAACAACAUGCUGGCUCAGAUCUUCUGCCAGUCUGGAGCUUCUGAAGACCAGGAGGAGUGUCAUGCUCAAGUUGUUGAGGAACUGAGCAAUUUUAAAUCCCAAAAGGUUCUUGGAUUGAAUGAAGAUCCACUGAAAUGGUGGUCUGAUCGUUUGCAGUUAUUUCCUCUGUUACCAAAGGUUCUCCAAAAAUAUUGGUGUAUUGCUGCCACCAGAGUCUUCCCUGGGCGUCUCUUUAGUUCCUCAUCAAAUGUGGUCAACGCUAAAAGAAACAGAUUAGCUCCUGCUCACGUGGAUGAACAGGUGUUUUUGUAUGAGAACACAAGAAAUUCCUCAGAAGCGGAGCCUGAAGAUGACUAUGAAGGGCAUUGGGGAUUCCAACAAGAACAUUUUUUUAAUUUGAAUGAAUCGGUUGGUGUAGGCAGUAGUAUCUUUUCAGUUAGGGACAGUGGGUUUCUUUAAAUACAACCUGC
Molecule: messenger RNA, 2327 nt
Organism: Nanorana parkeri
Lineage: Eukaryota; Metazoa; Chordata; Amphibia; Anura; Dicroglossidae
Gene: ZBED1
Product: zinc finger BED-type containing 1
Exons: 2
Coding region: 232-2316 (694 amino acids)
Biological process (GO): regulation of transcription by RNA polymerase II
Cellular component (GO): nucleus
Molecular function (GO): DNA binding; protein dimerization activity
Source: RefSeq, a predicted model, not a curated record